GUUAUGUGAGAACUAUUAGGUUAUGUCACUCGUUCCCUUUUGGUCUUGUUUUUAUUUUUACUUGUAUCCCUGACCCUUUCUCCUCCAAUCCCUAAAAUCAGUAAUUUAAUAAAAUGGACGACGAUUUGGAAGAUUUACCGCAGGACUUAGACGACAUAGAAAUCAUUUACUCAGACGGUGAACCCGAUGAGGACGAGGAACAACAUUUCAAUGCUGAAGAUCAGUUCGAGGAUCAGCAAGAAGAUCAAAUUGAGGCAGAAAUCAUCGAUAUAUCCAAGUUAACUUUCAGUAAGCACACAAAGUCUGUCUUCAACUGUGCAAUAAGCAAAGAUCAAAAGCUUGCCGUAACUGGAGGCGAGGAUGAUAUAGCUUACGUUUGGAGCACUGACACUGGCAAUGUUGUUUUUGAAUGUACCGGACACAAAGAUUCAGUUACUGAAGUAGGGUUCAAUUAUAAUGAUCAAUACAUUGCUACUGGAGAUAUGGCUGGAAUGAUACAGGUUUGGUCCAUAAAAGACCGGAAACUAGUAUGGUGCUUCGAGGGUGACGACAUGGAAUGGCUCACCUGGCAUCCGUUGGCCAACGUCUUACUAUGCGGUUGCCAAACUGGCGACAUCUACGUCUGGCAAAUCCCAUCUGGCAACUGUAAAGUACUGCCGGCUCCCAGUAACGUGUCCUCGACAUGCGGUAAAGUGCUUCCCAAUGGUAAGCAACUGCUCGCAGGUUACCAGGACGGUCAGCUGCGACUUUGGGACAUCAAAGAGAGCGCCGCGAUAUGGAUCAAUUCCGAUAACGACACGAUUAACGGACUGGACGUAAACGGCGACGCCUCUUUGGUAGUGACCACUCCCGCGGCACAAAUCGUUAAAAUAACCGAUGGAAAAUCCAUUGGAAAAGUUUUGCUGGAUGGCGAAACUGAAAUUGAGUCCGCGUUGUUUAAUAACAGUUUGGGUGUGGUGGUUACCGGGUCGUUGUCAGGUCAAUUGUGCGUGUGGCAACUGGGAAAGUUCGUUUUAAGGCAUCAGGCGAAAAUUGAAUGUUCGGUGACCCUGUUAAAAGCGGGAAGUGAGAAUAAGGUUUUUGUUGGUGCGACCGAUGGCGCUGUGUAUGUUUGUGAUGUGAAAUCCGGUACGCUUAUUGAGGUUCUCACUGGGCACAGGACAGAUAUUUUAAGUAUUGCUCCGUUUGCUGACGGUAAUAGGGUCCUUACGACUUCUGAUGAUGGAACGGCUAAAAUAUUUCAUAUUUCUUGAAAAGAAUAUAUCUAAGAUGUAAUUAAUAUAUUAAGUUUUAUACAGAAUAUUUCUUGAUACUUGUAGUAAGAAAUAAUAUACUUUUUAGGUUUAUCGGUAAAGUUUUCGGUAACUGAUUAGUUAAGGUCUUAAAUAAAUCAAUUGUUUUAUACAAAUAA
Anthonomus grandis grandis is the source of this 1411-nucleotide messenger RNA. RefSeq names its product angio-associated migratory cell protein. The record is from RefSeq and is a predicted model, not a curated record. Gene Ontology annotation, molecular function: protein binding. Bases 114 to 1253 code for a protein of 379 amino acids. The transcript is spliced from 2 exons. Lineage: Eukaryota; Metazoa; Arthropoda; Insecta; Coleoptera; Curculionidae.